AUGAGAUCUGAAUCACAACCCAGGGUGCUAUUCGCAACUACAUCACCUACGCCACUUCGCUUCUUCAGGUCCUUUAAUGUUAGGUUACCUUUCGUGAAUGUGUUGAUGAUUCAGUACAAUGAGAAACCUUCGCCUUUUUGUGUGGGGGUUGGAUUGGCAGGGUUUGAAUACGUUUUAUGUGGGUUGAGUAUUGAGAUUAUCUCCUUAGUUUCUGGAUUUUUGGUUGUAUGUUUUGAUAUGAAUGGGGGUGAUGCUUUAUGCCUGUGUUCUGUCUCUUUGUUACUGGACUUAUUUAAAUUGCCCUUUUCAUUGGUAGAGUUAUUCAGUGCAAUAGGGAAAGUCAAGGGAAUGACACUCUUGACAUUGUCUGCAUCAGUUCCUGGCAUGAAACUGACUGUGAUUCACAAGACAAUUGUCAUGCUACUAAGGGACAGAGUGCACUGGUGGGAUAAGCCUUGUGUUUCAUCAUUUGGUGCUAACCAAUUUGAUGAUGCUGAUGAAACAACUGGUUCUAUUUUUGAAGUUAGGAGAUCCCUGCACUCAAGGUUGGGAUUACCCUAUGGUCGUCCCCUUCUAAGAAAUUCUAAUGCCUUGGAUUUUUCAAAAUUGAAGAGCAAUGAUAUGGUCUCUCUACAGAAAGUUGCUGGGGGAAAUGUUUCCCUUAUUUUCAAGGUUCCUAUGAAUACUUCCAUUAUCUUCACGAAGGUUAUAUUGAUUUGGUAA
Messenger RNA from Sphenostylis stenocarpa, 723 nucleotides. Lineage: Eukaryota; Viridiplantae; Streptophyta; Magnoliopsida; Fabales; Fabaceae. The record is from the annotation of a GenBank genome assembly.